AUGCAAACUAGAGGUCGCAACACCUUAGUUAUUGAACAACAUGAUGAAGCUUUGCGACAUUAUAUUGAGCAGCUAAGUGAUGAUCAAGAUAACUCUGUAGCCCAACCUUUUCUUGAGCAAUUGGUAGAUAAUCAGAACAACUCUGUAGACCAAGCACAUGAUGGUGAAUCUAAUGAGUUGAAUAGUUCUGUUGGUGGCACUGCGGUUCAACCUAAUGAUGAAUCAGGUAACUUAGCGACAAGAAAGCCUCGUGGUCCUACUUUACUAAAAGAUGUUUGGAAACUUCCUCCCGGAAAGACAAUUGAUGUGCCGUUUAAUAGUCGUAACCAAUCUAUUGGGAAAGAGGGGCGAAAGCUUGCUAGCUUUCUAGGAAUUGUUGCAAGAACUCCAGAAUUAACACCUCUAAAUGUAGAUGAUUGGAGAAACUUUGACAACGAGCAAAAGAAGAAAUUGGUGGAUUUUGUAAGGAAGAAGUUCUCUUUUCCAAAACGUGGAGAAGCGUUUAUCUUAAAGUCACUAGGAAAGAAAUGGAAAGACUACAAGUGUGAAAUUAAAGACCAAAUCGCAUACCGACAAUGGAGUGGUCUAGUCUCUUAUUGGCUUUCUGAUAAAGCAAAGGCUGAAAAUGGAAUAGAGCCUACACGAGCAGAAAUUUUCUUAUUAACUCAUAAAAAAUGUGUGGAUGGUAGACCACUGGAUGAUGAUUCUGCCAAGGCAAUCGACAUGAUAAAUGAAAGGAUGACCAAUAAUGAAAGAUCUACCGACCAACCUCCUCAAAAUGUUGCUUUGGAAGGUGAUGUGUAUUCUCAAGUGUUGGGAAAUGAGAAAAGUGGGUAUGUUCGUGGUUUAGGACUUGGUCCAACUCCUUCAGUUCUAUGGGGUAGUAAAUCUUCAGUAGAAAAUAUUGUUGUAGAAGAUUCAUCUAAUGAGGUUGUACAAGGUUAG
Molecule: messenger RNA, 945 nt
Organism: Solanum tuberosum (potato)
Lineage: Eukaryota; Viridiplantae; Streptophyta; Magnoliopsida; Solanales; Solanaceae
Exons: 6
Coding region: 1-945 (314 amino acids)
Source: RefSeq, a predicted model, not a curated record